This is a messenger RNA of Dreissena polymorpha, 922 nucleotides long. RefSeq lists its product as uncharacterized. The record is from RefSeq and is a predicted model, not a curated record. Lineage: Eukaryota; Metazoa; Mollusca; Bivalvia; Myida; Dreissenidae. The transcript is spliced from 3 exons. The coding region runs from base 149 to 517 and encodes 122 amino acids.
CAUUCCAGUUUAGAUUUCAUUAGAGUGACUGAGUGUAAACGACGAACAGUGUAAACAUUGUGUGCGUCUGAUUUUUAUACAUUAACAAAUUGGAGAUAUUUAAAAUCACUGGUGGAUUUAAUUAUUUCUGUAUUUCUAUAACCUCACCAUGAAGGUUCACGCCACUGGAGUGUUUUGUAUCAUCUUCGUUGCUAUCUUUUUGACCGGAUCCACGAAUGGGUUGCGGUGUUAUGAAUGCAGGUCCGAUAUCGAACCAGCGUGUGCCGACAAUGUCAAGUCCCUAACACCGGUCUCAAUAGACCCGACAACAGAUGGCGCUUGCAGAGUCUGCACUCUGCUAUUAGAAUAUGGAGUCGUCAGGCGCCACUGCAGCUCGCUAAAAGACCCAAGCUCUUCUCUCCUCAAGUGUAUAGGAGACUCGUGUGGGUGCAAGACUGAUUUGUGCAACGCAUCAGUAACCAUGGCAACGUCUCUAGCAUCUCUGGUCGUUUCUCUCAUCGUCUCGGUUGUUGUCUAGGUUGAAGCACAAGUCCGGAAUCCUCCAACAAAAUAAGUGAUACGUUUCUAAUGGACAGUUUAAGUGAUUAAGUUAUCAGAUUAGCGCUGAAGAGUGACACUGUGUGACAAUAGAAAGAGAUGGUACAAAAACAGUAUUGAAUACGAAUCCAUGGAAAGUGACUUGACACAACGUCAUUGUUGAUGACAGAUAAACCCCAUUGAUAUUAUCAUUCACACAUAGAAUUGCUCAAUCGAUAUAAUCUUGUACAAAAAAUAUAGGUGUUUUCUUCCAUUUUUUAAAAUUUGUUUAGCUAUUUUAUUGACAUAUUUUCUUACAAAGGCGAACUAUUGGAUCUUAAGUAUCAAAAUAUUACAUAGUUCACAUACAUUGAGUUGCGAUUAGAUAUGCGUGUGUAUAAGAGAC